This is a messenger RNA of Labeo rohita (rohu), 6930 nucleotides long. RefSeq names its product Rho related BTB domain containing 1 (gene rhobtb1). NCBI's taxonomy places the organism in Eukaryota, Metazoa, Chordata, Actinopteri, Cypriniformes, Cyprinidae. Gene Ontology annotation, molecular function: protein binding; GTPase activity; GTP binding. Gene Ontology annotation, biological process: small GTPase-mediated signal transduction. The record is from RefSeq and is a predicted model, not a curated record. The transcript is spliced from 10 exons. The coding region runs from base 291 to 2354 and encodes 687 amino acids.
UGACUCGCGACAGAUGAUGAUUCUCUCAAAGAGCUUCGCGAACGGGAAGGACACACUAUCCCCGCAUAUUUGUCAGUCUGUACGCUUGCAGAUAUAUAGGAAUUAACUUUUUCUUUGCUCACAGACGGGGACGUAGUGGCGGUUGGGAGAUGGUUUUGCAGCAUUUGCCCAGCUAGCGACGAGCGUUUGUUUCUUUCAUAACAUCAGCAAGCUGCAGUCACUGUAUACUGAACUGACUUCUGACAACAAUAAACACACACAUCACAAAGACACGGGUACCCAAGUUAAACAUGGACUACGAAAGACCCAACGUAGAGACCAUCAAGUGUGUUGUUGUUGGAGACAAUGCCGUGGGGAAGACUCGCCUUAUUUGUGCCCGGGCCUGCAACUCUACCCUGACCCAGUACCAACUGUUGGCCACCCAUGUACCCACCGUCUGGGCCAUCGACCAGUACAGAGUCUGUCAAGAGGUCUUAGAACGUUCCAGAGACGUUGUGGAUGACGUAAGCGUGUCCCUCCGGCUAUGGGACACCUUUGGAGACCAUCACAAAGACAGACGCUUCGCCUACGGGAGGUCUGACGUCGUGGUUCUCUGCUUUUCCAUCGCCAAUCCCAACUCCCUACACCAUGUUAAAACCAUGUGGUACCUCGAGAUCAAGCACUUCUGUCCACGCACACCUGUCAUCCUGGUCGGUUGCCAGCUGGACUUGCGCUACGCUGACCUGGAGGCAGUCAAUAGAGCUAGGCGACCAUUAUCAAGGCCCAUUAAACCCGGAGAUAUUUUGCCUCCAGAGAGUGGAAGGGAGGUUGCCAAAGAGCUUGGCAUCCCAUACUACGAGACGAGCGUUUUCAAUCAGUUUGGCAUCAAGGAUAUCUUUGAUAAUGCCAUUCGAGCUGCCCUCAUCUCCAGACGCCACCUACAAUUCUGGAAGUCCCACCUGAGGAAGGUCCAGAAACCUCUGCUGCAGGCACCAUUUUUGCCACCCAAAGCUCCUCCGCCACUUAUUAAGAUCCCAGAGUGCCCAGCCAAAAACCGGGAUGGCCCUCGGCAGCUUCUUGAGAGCCCCCUGUGCGCUGAUGUUAUGUUCGUCAUUCAGGAACACAUCCACUUGUUUGCCCACAGGAUCUACCUGUCUACCUCAUCCUCCAAAUUCUUCGACCUCUUUCAGAUGGACUUCUCAGACGAGUCCCAGUGCUUGGUGGUAACUGAGCGCCAUGGCCGGGAUCAACUGAUGCGCACGCUAAGCCUGGACACAGAAGAGGACGUCACCGUUCUCCCCAGUCUGUCACCUUGCUCGCUCAGGGCAUCCAAGAGUGAUGGAACCCUCAAGAUGAUGAGCUUCAGUGGAAUGCACCGGCGCACCAAGUUGUCCCUGGCCUCUUGGAGCAAGGCCUUCCACAGCAUCCACAAGGAGAAUGUGAUCAAUCCGGUCACGGGUACGCCAACUCUUAUGACUGUCGUCAAGAUGGAUCAUUCCAUCCACCAUGGACCCUUCAGCGCUGUCCUACGCUUCCUCUACACUGGUGAGCUGGAUGAGAAGGAGAAAGACUUGAUGAAGAUCGCUCAGAUCGCAGAGAUCCUAGAAGUGUUUGAUCUUAGAAUGAUGGUGGAGAACAUCAUGAACAAUGAAGGCUUCAUGAAUCAAGAGAUCACAAAAGCGUUCCAUGUGAGAAAGGCCAACCGAAUCAAAGAGUGUCUCACCAAGAAUAACUUCACAGAUGUGGUGUUCAGGUUGGAUGACGGCACCAUUAAUGCCCACAAACCACUGUUGAUCUCUAGCUGUGACUGGAUGGCUGCCUUAUUCGGGGGCUCGUUCAUGGAGAGUGCAAAUGACGAGGUCUCAUUCCCCAACACCAGCAGGGUAUGUAUGCAGGCAGUUCUGGAGUAUCUCUACACCAAUCAGCUGUCGCCCAUGGCAGACCUGGACCCAAUGGAGCUAAUCGCCCUGGCCAACAGACUGUGCCUUCCACGGCUCAUCGCCCUGACAGAGCAAUACGCUGUGAGCGAGUUAGUAAAAGCAUCUAAAGAUGGACAGGAUAUCGAUGGAGAGGUACUCACCUAUCUAGAGCUUGCUCAGUUCCAUAAUGCUAAUCAACUCGCUGCCUGGUGUUUACACCACAUCUGCACCCAUUACAACAGGAUAUGUGCCAAUUACCGCAAAGAGAUCAAGUCGAAAUCAGCAGAAAACCAGGAAUAUUUUGAGAAGCACCGCUGGCCUCCGGUCUGGUAUCUGAAAGAGGAAGAUCACUAUCAGCGGGUGAAGAAGGAGAGAGAGAAGGAGGAUGUGGUGUUGAAUAAACAUCACUCGCGAUGGCGCUGGUGUUUCUGGAGCACGUCCCCUGCUGUUGCUUGAGUCUGUACCCUCUUGUUUUAUUUUUAAAGCUCUUAUUUUUCCUUUUUUUCUAUUUUGCUAAAAUGAAACAGGCCACUCUAAAUGAGCAUUCGGUUUGAAGCACAAUCUCAACGUCCAAUCAAUGCUGGCCAUCGAAUCUACGGAGGUGACGCAGGCUUAGUCCUUAAGGUGUAAUAUUUGUUUUCUUAAUCGAGCUGCUGUGUUGGACUUGGUUGUGAUCUGACUGUGUUAGAAGCAUAAGAAUCUUAAAACACUAAGAGGAUUAGGGAGUGUUUUGUCUUUCCUUUUUCACUUAGGUGCUAUAUACUGUAUAUUUACAUUAACACCUUUUAAACUGUUCAGUGAAAUCAUCUAAGUGGAAAAUGCUCAUUAUGUCACUAAUUCAGAGCACAUGCAUUGAUUCGCAUUGUAGAAUUCUGCAUUUAGGCAAAUUUGGGGUAAUGCGGUACGCCUGUUUAUUCAACAACUUGCGACCAAAAAUUAAGAGCACUUGAGGUUUGGGCUCGCUGUAGAUUGUAAUAUAAUGGAUGUAGUUUGAUCAUUGUGAUUGUAAAAGCGUACAGCAUUCAGCCCUAUGUAUAAACAUCAGGGACAGGAACGCAGUAGCUGGGUCAUUCCUCUUGCGCAGUACAUUCUGAACUUUUUUUUUUUUCUCAAAAAAUGCAUGGUUGCAUUUCUAUAACAGGAUAUGCUAGACUUUCUGAAAUAUGUUCUGGUAAAUCUCAGGCACCUAAAAUGUAUGAAUUAUAACUUUAUGAUUUACACAAACAUAAAAAAAAAAUCAGGGAAAAAGUUACAGGAUGAUAUGGAACCUCUAACGGGUCAUGGUGGAAAAAAAAAAUGAGAAAGGAGGAAAAUGUGUAUUUCAAAGCUCACAAAACUUUUGUGUUCCUGUGUGAAAUUUGGCAUUCGCUUGCAAACGUUUUGCGGCCUGCUUUACAAUUGUUUCUAAAUACCCCAAAAUAAUUUCCAACAUACACUGAAAAACUUUGAAACUGUAUUUAAUCAGAAAUUGCUAGUAAAUUUUACAAAUAAUUACAAAAAUCGAUAACUAACUUAAAUUGAACUGAAUUAAACGUAAAAUUAAAAUGUAAGUUAAACAUGAAGUUUUGAAAUAGUAUUUUCUUUUAAAACUUUAUCCAAUAAUCUUUGUUUUUUGUUUGUUUGUUUGUUUUUGUUCAUUUGCAACUUCAAAAAAUAUUCUUUGUUAAAGUUAGUUAUUUAUGGAAGCCUGUUUCUGCCACUGAAUAAAAAAUAAAAAAAGGUUAUUGCAACUUUUUGUCUCACAAUUCUGAGAAUUCUGAAUUUUUUCUCAGAAUUGUGAGAUAUAAACUUGCAAUUGCAAGUCAUUUCGAGUUUAGAGUUCAUUUAGAGUUUUGUCUCACAAUUCUGACUUUUUUUUGUGAGAUUAUGAGAUAUAAACUUGCAAUUCUGAGAAAAAAAGUCAUAAUUGUGAUAUGAGAAAAAAAUCAUUUCUCAGAAUUGUGAAAUGUAAACUUGAAACUUGCGAAAAAAAUUCAGAACUGCGAAAUAUAACUCUAAAUUCUGAGGAAUUAAGUCGCAAUUUUGAGAUAUAAAUUUAUACUUAAAUAUAAAUAUAUAAAUAUACAUUUAUACUUUUUUAAAAAUUAGAAUUGCCUGAUUUAAACUCACAAUUGCGAGUUAUAAAGUCAAAAUUGUAAGUUUAUGUCUUGCAAUUCUGACUUUAUUUCUCAGAAUUCUGACUUUAUUACCCAUAAUUGUGAGUUUAUAUUUCACAAGUUCAAGACAAAAUUCAGAAUUUAAAGUUUAGAUCUUACAAUUCUGAGAAAAAAAGUCAGAAUUGCAAGAAGUAAAGGAGGAAAAUGUGUAUUUCAAAGCUUACAAAACUUUUGUGUUCCCGCAUGACAUUUGGCAUUCGCUUGCAAAAAGUUUCGCUUGCUUUACAAUUGUUUCCAAAUACCCCAAAAUGAAUUCCAACCUGAAAAACUUUUACUUUGAUACAGUUUUUAAUCAGAAAUUGCUAGUAAAUUUUACAAAUAAUGACCAAAAAAUCGGCAAGUAACUAAAAAAGUUGAAAAAAAAAAAAGUAAUUUCUCAGAAAUUAUUUUUUUGUAAGUUUAUUUCUCAGAAUUCUGAAUUUAUUACUCACAAUUGUAAGUUUAUAUUGCACAAUUCUGAGAAAAAAGUCAGAAUUGUGAGAUGUAAACUCUAAAUUCUAAGAAAUGAAUUCAGAAUUGUGAGAUAUAAACUCACAAUUCUGACCUUUUUUUAAUCAAAAUUGCAUGAUAUAAACUCACAAUUGCGGGUUACAGUCAGAAUUGCGUCAUAUAAACAAUUCUGAGAAAAAAGUCAGAAUUACGAGUUUAUAUCUCACAAUUUUUCUCACAACUUUAUUUCUCAGUAUUGCAAGUUUAUUUCUCACAAUUCUGACUUUAUUACUCACAAUUGUGAGUUUAUGUCUCACAAUUCUGACAAAAAGGUCAGAAUUGUGAGAUGUAAACUAAAUUCUGAGAUAUUAAGUCAAAACUUUUGACUUUUUUUAUCAGAAUUGUGUGAUAUAAACUUACAAUUGCGAGUUAUAAAGACAGAAUUCCAACAUAUAAGCAAUUCUAAGAAAAAAGUUAGAAUUGUGAAUUUAUAUCUCAUUUGUACUGUAUUUCUCAGAAUUCUGACUUUAUUACUUGCAAUUGCGAGUUUAUAUCUCACAAUUCUGACAAAAAAAGAAUUGUGAGAUGUAAACUCACAAUUGCAAAAAAAAAGUUGUGAGUUUAUAUCUCACAAGUUUGGGAAAAAAGUCAGAAUUGUAAGAAGUAAACUCAAUUUUGAGAACAAAAGUGAGAAUUGUGAGAUAAAAAGGCUGCAGUCACCUUUUUUAAGAUUUUUUAUUCAGUGCCAAAAAUGGGCUUCCAUAGUUAUCACUUAUUUUUAGGAAGGUAUUUUUUUAUUUAUAUUAUUUUAUUUCUGUAAGAGUGUGACAAACCAAAUAUCCAACAAAAUACCACAGAAAAUAACAAUUAAUUUUUGCUUACAGAGCCUUUUUUACUGUACUAAUGUUUGUAAUUUUGUUUUCUUACCAAAAUGAUGCCACUUCCUGCAGUCAUCUAGCUUUUGCUAAAGGAAAAACAAACAAACAAAAACUGUGGAAUAGUGAGGAAAAAAAUAUGGAAUUUUUCUGCCACUUUUAAAUUUGGAAUUUAGUACAUGAAAUCAUGACAAAAUGUUACUUUAACUGACGCCUCACAAACAGCUUGAUUGACAGGCCAAAACACAGAAUCCCCCAUUUUGUCUGACAAACAAAUUAGACAGAGGAGAAGAUUAAUUUCGGUGGACUUACACUUGAAAAAUUGUGUGUAUUGACGUCUUUCCUUGGUUAAAAUAAAAUACACUCCAGUGUUCAUAAAAAACGAUCGGUUCACAUUGAUUGAGGCAAUACAGUGACCUGUCACGACACAAAACGAUAUUUAUUGCUUGAAUUUCUUAAAAAAUGACAACAUUUUAAAGCUGACACCUUGUUUCAUACCAGAAGUAACCUGCUCUGUCUUGUCUGUCGGCGUGUUGUCAGUUUCCUUUGUUCUGCAAUGUAUUUUUCACUGCAGCGGGUUUUUGCGAAGGGUCAGUUUUGAUCAAAGAAACUAAUAUUUAAAGUUUCUUUUAAUGGUGUCAAUAAAAAUGUAUUAUUCAAUAUCAAAUAUGAAGAAAACUACAUAUGCAUACUGCAUAAUAGGAAUGAUCCAGCUCUGUCCAGAUGGGAAAAAAAAAAUCAGGAGCUGAUGAAUAAAAACACCUCCAACUACCAGUUACACAUUACUUUUCUAGUCUCUUCCAUGUGUUGUAGCAUAAUGUUAGCCUUUACUGACAAACUACACAUUCACUUCUAAUUAGAAGGGCUUAGAAACACGGCUUAGUUCAGGGCAAACCUUAACUAACAAAAAAAUUAAACAAUAAUAAUAAUAAUGUAACCACUACUCACAUAUAGUACAUAUAAUACAUGAGCUCCACCAUUGUUGUGCUAGAAGUUACAUAUGUACUGUAGUGGAUUGUAACUUUAUUUACACAUCAAAGAUUGUCAUAGUUGUGAAAGCUAAAACGAUUUCCUCAGCUGUGUCCUAUAAUGAAUAAUUAAUGUAUGUAAAUGUUUCAUGGUAGGAUAUAAAGAAUGUACCGCGGCUUUAUGUGUUGGUAUGUACGCGCUUUUAAAGACGGUGAAGGGUAACGUAACACAGGGUCGGUGACGACGUAUCCUAAACGAAAGCGGAUGUAACUGCCUAUUAAUAAAGGAGGAACGUUCAUACUUGAAGAAAAAAUAAUAGUGUUUAGUCACUGUAGUGUAGAUUAUCUUUAGUUUACCAAAGCAAUAUAUAGAUGAUCACAUGCAUAAGAUACCAUGAUUGUUCUUUUUCGGUGGUAUUGGCGAAAUUGUUGUUAACUGUUGUUAGCUGCUGAAAACCAAAUGGCUGGUUCAUUUGGUUCUUGCUGUCUAAAUGCCUUUGAUCUUGCUGGUCAUUAUCUUUAAUGUUGGUUGUUUGUUUAUUUAUGUAUUUCAUUAAUUUAUUUUUUAAAAAAUGGAAAAUUGUUGAAUAAAUUAUUGAUUUUA